This is a messenger RNA of Ooceraea biroi (clonal raider ant), 2189 nucleotides long. RefSeq names its product protein THEM6. The record is from RefSeq and is a predicted model, not a curated record. NCBI's taxonomy places the organism in Eukaryota, Metazoa, Arthropoda, Insecta, Hymenoptera, Formicidae.
GAUAGGGUAGGAGCUCGCCCCAUCGGCUGUGAUUUGGUGGAUUUUAUACUCCGCAUGCAUCUCGUAUCGGUAUUGGCAAUCCUUUCUAAAGGAUUUCAUCGGAAGACCUGUACCUGUCCUGUUCUAAAAUUUACCGGAAAAUCAUCGGACAUCUCGUCCAGAUCGCUACUUUUGGAUAAUUAAUAUAAAAACAUGUCACGUAUAAUAGCACCGGUGUUUUGAAAGGGAUAUAAACAUAUCCGUGAGCAUACAAAUAUUAAUAUUUGUUCGGAAGCAGAUAGCUCUCUGUCCAGUCUCUAUUUCCAGAAAUACAGAAAUUAAAUGAAAGAUCUGCGAUUUCCACCAACAAUAUCACGUGAUUGGUAUUGUUACACAUUUCAAGAUGAAGCUGUCGAUGCUGUCGCAACGUGGUCAGAGUCCUUCGAAAUGGUACGGGUGCAGUCUGCAUUUUUAUUGACGAGACGAGAAACACCAGCAAACGCCGUCAGCCGCCCAGACGAAUCGAUAAAGCGGUGCGAGAUAUUGUGGAGGUGGAGAAUUUCCAAAGUUUAAUCACGGACAGGGCCGACGGGUUGUCGGCGAUUUUUCUGGGGCAUUAACCGACAGAGGUGAUCAAGAUGAUCUGCUGGGUCCUCGUCGGAGCCUUUGCGGCCAUUGUAUCUCUUUAUUGCCUUAUUGAACUUCAUUACUUCAUGCGCAUGUUCCUGACGGUCUUUCUUGCUCGUUUUUGUAAGAAAAGGGUGCACAUCCUUGACGAGACCGCGGUCUAUGGGAUUUGCACUACCACCGACGUAGACGCCCUUUUGUAUCACAUGAAUAAUGCAAGGUAUCUUCGUGAGCUCGAUUUUGCGAGGGUCGAUUUUUACGAGAGGACGAAUCUAUACAGAGAGGUUUGUGCCCAAGGAUCAGGGGUCGUGCAAGGGGCUGCUACCAUACGUUACAGACGAUUCAUCAAGCCGUUGACGAUUUUUAAAAUAACGUCUAAGAUUAUUUAUUGGGACGAAAAGAGUUUCUUCAUGGAGCAUCGAUUCAUCAGCAUAAACGAUGGUUUUAUACGAGCCAUCGCAAUUUGUAGGCAGAGGCUCCUCAACUGUACUGCUGACUCUGUAAUUACUGCACUGCUGAAUCGCGGAGUGAAGCAAAGUGGAAGUAUCGAGGCAGGUGUGAUUCAGGUACCUACCGUGCGGCCUCAGAUGCCACCGGAAGUACGCCGGUGGGUUGAGAGCAACGAGAUCUCUUCAGCGAUAUUGAGGCAAGAACCGAUCACAGUGACGACGCAAUGCUGACAAAAGGAUGCGACGUCUAGCGACGUCACUGAGGCACCGACAUACGCAACUACGACUGUGUAACAAGUGUCGCGGAAGAGAAAGAAAGAUAUUACUUUCGAUUUCCAUCUUUAAUUAUCCAGCUGAUAGCCUGAUCGAAUACUGAAUUAAGAUCGAUUAAUCUUAGCGAUUCUCGCUGCUUGAGCGAUCGAGGCAUUCAUAUUAAUCGAAAUUUUAUGCGUAACAGCGCUAAUUUCCGAAAUAAAUAAUGGCGUAUGGCCUCGAGGAUAACUUACGGUAGCUUGAUAGCUGAGAGAGAAUAAGAAUAAUUAAUGUAAGCGUGGAGAGAGAGAGAGAGAGAGAGAGAGAGAGAGAGAGAUUCGCUUUUCUCCGUAUCCAAGCGAAUUAAAGCAAAACGGAUACGGACGUUUAGAUGGAUUUUUCAACAGAGAUUUUUAAAAGUGAGUUACGGGCUCAAAAUUGUUUUGUGAUCUUUAUAUUUUAUUAUUAUACGAUACUUUAUUCAUGCAAGCGUAACACAUUAAUGUAAGGCGUCAGAUUAAAAUUAAAAUAUCGAGGCAAUAAUUACGACUUGACAAGUUGCAGACUACUGAAAAUUGAAUUGUAUAACGGUUUACCUGUAAAAUAUUUGUGCAUUACAUGAUAAAGGAAAAUAGAAGCGAAAGUAAACUUGUCAUUGUGCCAUUAGUUCAUCAUUCGAUUGAAUAUUAGCAUAUUAUAUACAUGUACAAUAUAAUAUACAUAUAGCAAGGUAUGUGUAGAAUAUCUAAUAUGCUAUUAGAGCCUAUAAUUAGAUAUCCCGCACUCUAAUGUUACGCCUUCAAAUUUUUGUACAUAGCCGCGUCAAUGGGAUACGUACGGCAGGGAAGUAAUAAAUAUUAAUUUAUUUAUUAUAUGACAAUG